This is a messenger RNA of Cylindrotheca closterium, 1428 nucleotides long. The record is from the annotation of a GenBank genome assembly. NCBI's taxonomy places the organism in Eukaryota, Bacillariophyta, Bacillariophyceae, Bacillariales, Bacillariaceae.
AUGAGAUUCCGGAUUUCUCUCAAACGCCCGAUAUUCCUCUUCUGGGCUAUCCUUAUAUAUGUGCCCUCCGUUUUUUCCAAAAGGAAAUCAGGAGACUUCACGCUGUCAGGCCUGAAUACGGAGUAUGUCCUAGAUUCCUUUGCAGUUUCGGCCGGGAAAAUGGGUUAUAUGAAAGCCAAAAUUCAAAGCAAAGAUCCAUAUCAGAUGAAUAAAGAUUUAUAUGUCCGAUUGAUUGAGGAUGAUAAGUGGCCAUUAUUUGAGAAAAGCCCCAGCUGCACCGAAAAAGUGCCGUAUGGCUCUAUCAAUGAACAUGUUACACAACAGAGAAAGGCAAUAAAAUAUGAGGCUGAAGUGGCAAUGCCUCUGAACAAUGAAAAGGGCACCCGCCCUCGCUACUUCUAUUUUGUAAUUACUGAUUGUUCCCUGGAGUUCUACAUGCACGACAAAAGCAUCCCAAAACUCCAUUACAGAGUAGAGACAUGGAACGACGGGAGCCAUCUUGCAGCUGAUGAAAGUCAUCUCAAGAUGUUGCACACAAUAACACUGCUUGUUGGCUUGAUUGUUGCAGCUCUGCUUGGUCUUGGGGUGGUGAUCCAACUCUACGAAAAUUCGUCUGUCCAUGCAGCAAUGUUCUGGGUUCUGGCAGCUGCUGUCUCAGACGCUCUAUCUAGUCUUCUGGAGAUUGUCCACCUCAAGCUGUAUGCAGGAAAUGGGGUUGGUAGUUACUUUCUUGAUGCGCUCAGUGCCCACAUGGAGGCAAUUUGCGAUGGGUUGGUUGUAUUGUUACUCCUGUCUGUUGCUGCUGGGUGGACUUUACCUUCCGAUGUCGUCAGAGUGCAACACAAUGCAACCUUCAUUCAAAAGAUCAUUGGCGGCUUAAAGUCCCCUUUUGGGGCGCUUUCUUCGCCAUCUGCCACCACCUAUUUUGCUAUUGGGAUAAUAGUGUCGCACAUAGCCCUUGCUCAAUGGGGACGGAUUUACAAUGAUGACUUCGACAGCUACCAUGACCUUGCACACCUUCCAGGAAAAAUUCUUAUGUUCUUGAGAUCAAGUCUUGGUUUGGUCUUUACUGGUGCUUGCUUCCAGACAAGAAUCAGAUGUCCGAUUUCGUUGCAUGCAUUCUAUACAAAGUUUGCAAUUGUCGGUGCUCUGUGGUUCUUUUCGUUACCAGUCUUGACGACGAUUGUCAACACUUUUGUAGUCUAUCACCAAAGGCACGUCACGAUCGGAGUUUGGAGCGCAGCUUGUCAAUCGACGAGCAUUCUUCUGCUCAGUUGGUUGGUCACAGCGCACUCUACAUCGUACCACAAAUUGAGCCAUAUGUCUGUGGCACAAGAAAGUCUUGUAGACAGUUUGACUUCAGCUUCUACGAGUUCACGUGAGCCAAAAUCAUUUUCUAUGAUGAUGGGAAACGCUAAAAUCGAAUAA